Messenger RNA from Nicotiana tabacum (common tobacco), 587 nucleotides. The record is from RefSeq and is a predicted model, not a curated record. NCBI's taxonomy places the organism in Eukaryota, Viridiplantae, Streptophyta, Magnoliopsida, Solanales, Solanaceae.
AAAUUAAUAAACUGAAGCCCAAUAGUCUAAAUUCUGAGUCAGUAGGAAAUGAGAAGAAUUUAUCCGACUGUACUGCUGUCCAGUAUGACUUUGAUAUCGAGGAUGUCUUGCUCGGUGAGAAAAGCGAUAGUUCCAUGAUGGAGUUUAGACCAUAUUCAGUUACUGAGUUUUCCCAGGACAACAUUGUAUCGUUAAAUGAGAAAACUUUGCCAUCAUCUUCCCUUAGCACUCAGAAGAUAUCAAAUGAAAACACCAUGAAGGAAUAUGCAGAUUUGAAGUUAUCUUUAUUGCUUUAUGAUGCAAUCCUUACUGUUGCUGGUUCGUCUAUUGCAUUCUUAGCUGGAGAAAAGUCCGCAAUCGCCAUCUUAACAGGUAGUAUCGGAGGAUUUCUAUAUCUACUACUCGUGCAAAGGUCCGUUGAUGUUAUACCAUCUUCAGACUUGACUUCAAUUAACAGGACAGAAACUCUUGAUCAAACCAGUAAAGGAUUCAAAGGCUCAGUGACAAACAUAGUACUGGCUCUUGCAGUUACUACAGUUGCAGCAAAAUAUGCCCUCGGAGACAUUUCCAGUGUGCUGACACCGUAA